Molecule: messenger RNA, 1247 nt
Organism: Carassius auratus (goldfish)
Lineage: Eukaryota; Metazoa; Chordata; Actinopteri; Cypriniformes; Cyprinidae
Product: tripartite motif-containing protein 16-like
Exons: 5
Coding region: 122-997 (291 amino acids)
Molecular function (GO): protein binding
Source: RefSeq, a predicted model, not a curated record
UGUUCUAGUUUCGUUUAAAGUAAAGCUUUCCCAAGGACAAGUUUUUUUGUUUAGUUUUUUUUUUUUUCCAGAGCAAGUACAGAACAAGAAAGGUUUUUUUUAUGGAGUGAAUCAGUGAGAGAUGAUGGCGUAUGUUUCAGAGCAGCUUCUGGCUGUUCUGGAUGAUCUAGAAACAGAACAGUUGAAGAGGUUUAAAUGGCACUUAAAGAUUCAAAAGAGCCUUCCAGCUGCUGCUCUGGAGAAGGCAGACGCGCUUGACACAGUGGAUCUACUGAUUAAGAGCUCUGGACCAGAAGAAGCUGUGAAGAUCACGGUGGACAUCCUGAGGAAGAUGAACCAUAACAAUCUGGCUAAAGAGUUAGAGAACAAACUAAAUCAAGUUCAGACUGAGAGCAACAUUGAGGAUCCUGUGCUUGUUGGACACGAAUCAAAACUGAUGAGAGAAAACAACAGUGUUCCAAGGAUCAGGGACGACUUCCUACAAUAUUCCCAUCAGUUCACUCUGGAUCCAAACACUGUGAAUAAACGCCUACGUCUGUCUGAGAGCAACAGAGUGAUAACACACACAGACACAGAGCAGCUGUAUCCUGAUCAUCCAGACAGAUUUGAUGAUUGGGAGCAGGUGUUGUGUAGAGAGAGUGUGUCUGGACGCUGUUACUGGGAGACUGAAUGGAGUGGACGUGUGUAUAUAUCAGUCUCAUAUAAGAGCAUCAACAGGAAGGGAGUCGUUGAGUGUGUGUUUGGACGUAAUGAUCAGUCCUGGAGUUUGUACUGCUCUCCCUCCAGUUACUCACUCAGACACAAUAACAUAGAAACUAAACUCCAUGUAAAGUCCAUCAGCAGGAGAAUAGGAGUGUAUGUGGAUCACAGAGCAGGAACUCUGUCCUUCUACAGCGUCUCUGACACUAUGAGCCUCAUCCACACAGUCCAGACCACAUUCACUCAGCCACUCUAUCCUGGGUUUACUGUUUAUAAAGGAUCAGUGAAACUGUGUUGAUGAAUCGCUAUAGAUUACACAGUCUCUUCUUUUCUCUUAAUGACAUUAAUACUGCAGCUGAACCUCUGUCACUGAAACAACAUGUCAGAAUUAAUGUGUGUAAUAAAUCUCCAUUCUUUAUUCAUUCAUUAUUAGAAGAGUAUCUAUUGAACCAAUAAGUUGUGUCAGUAACACCUUCAGGAAACCAAGCUUUUACACAAAAUUGUAAUUUUCCAAUUCAUGGGUAACACAUGUAAACAGAAUACAUAAA